Scatophagus argus is the source of this 2219-nucleotide messenger RNA. Its product is annotated as neural Wiskott-Aldrich syndrome protein. The transcript is spliced from 9 exons. Bases 1116 to 2156 code for a protein of 346 amino acids. Lineage: Eukaryota; Metazoa; Chordata; Actinopteri; Scatophagidae. The record is from RefSeq and is a predicted model, not a curated record.
CUUGUGGCAGUGUGAGAAAUCGGUUCUUCUUGCAGUAAACAAAGAAAGACUGUAUGUGGAAGGAUUACAUCCAGCGAAUAAGUCCUCCGGGGAACUUUUAUGAUGGUUAAUUAUGUGGGUAUUGUAACACGUACAAUCAAAGGACAUUUAAACUGUAAUAGGUCGAAGUGUUAACGCGCUCCUGCACACAGUGAUUUAUCAACCUUUUCCAGACAUUUCCGCACACUUGAAAUUUCUUCCUCUGAGAGCCCCUGCCAAGUCAUUAUUGCCCAUAACCUGCAAGAUAAAUGUCCACUUUUUGGUAAAAUGUUGGGUAAACUAAGGAAAACAUAAAAGGUUCAAGGAGUGCGAUAAACACUCACUGUCAAUUUUUAAUGUAUACAUGAUUAUAGUAGCAGGGGGCAUCCAGUGGUGGUACCUACUGUAUUUUAUAAACUCAUCAUAUAUUUGUAUGUCAAACAUGAAUCUGAAAAGUAAUGCAAAGAAUCGAUAUUUUCCUCUAGAAGAGUAGAAGCAUAAAAUGAAAACAUUAAAGGGAAGAAUAAGUCCUUCAAAACUGAACUUAAGCAUAGUAUUCAGUAAAUGUACUCAGCUAUUUUCCACCACUGACUGUAGAUUAUUAACAGUUUCUAACUGUAGAAACUUUGUCUGUGUUUACUUUGCUGUGUGGGGGAUAAAAAUGUGUAUAUGAGAUGAAUAUAUAUCUAUUGUACAUUCCUCAAUAAAAAAAUGAUCACAAAAAAAACUUCUAACUGGAACAAAACACUCAGAAACAACUCGUUUAUCCUCAGUUCAUCUCCAGUUAAGAAAUUCCAGAGAAACACAUUGUACCUUUAACAAAUUUUGAUUGCAAAUGUCUUCUUGCUGUCUCUUGCUGCUGACUGUAUACACAGUUCAGUUGGUGAAGGAAGGCCACAGAGCACACACAGUGUACACCAAGGCAAAUAAAUUUGCAUGGUUACCAGUUGCACUGGAAAUAUUGCCAUUCAAACCAGUAACGGUUAAUGUGAGGACUUAUGUAUUCAGGCUGAGUGGGUUCAGUGGAUGAGAAGGAAUGAAAGGACGAGGUGGUGACAGCACUGGUGAGUAGACGGUGAAAUCAAGGACGUGAUGCGAUGGCGUCAAGUCUGACUCCUGGAUGUCUUGUGAUGAGCGACCUCCUGACUAUCAGAGAGAAAGGUGUCCUCUUCACUCUGCUUGAACCUCAGUAUAAGCUGAUCAAAACUACAGUAGCACAGGUGCUCGUCGCCAAAGAGACCCAGGGUGAGAGUCCAGGCUGGAGUGUUUUGGGGUGUGGUGCAGUGUGCCUCAUUGAGGAUGAGUCUCUUCAUUCCUACUUCCUGUGUCUCUAUUGUGUCAAGCGUGCAACAUUAUUGUGGAAGCAGGAGCUGUAUAUCCCAUUCAAGUACACAGCAACUCGCAUGUUCUUCCACACUUUCCCCGCAGAUGGCCACCAGGUUGGCAUCAACUUUGCAAAUGAGACCGAGGCUGAGGAAUUUCAUCUUGCGGUGGAGGCUGUUCAAAGAGACCAGGAAAAAAUGAUCAGGAAGAUUGAAAUGACAAAUGGCACAGAGGACGGCUCAAUAAGUGACCCAUAUGGUUCAGGAAGUAAGGAGUUUGAGCAUUUGGACGAGGAGCAACAUUUCCCCAUGGACACAACGUCCGAAAAGAUUAUACCAGCCACCAGUUCAGAUCUGAGUUGGCUGCAAACAAGACUUACUGGGGAAAACCCGAAAGACAAAGACAUUGCCGAAGCUGUCGACUGCAUCAUCAACCAAUCCAUAGGAUUAAAAGAUUUCAGCACAGUGUCUCAAACACUGCCUCGAGCUACAGGGGCAUCGAUCUCUCUUGCUCUGAGGAAAGGGCCUUUGCCGCCAGUUCCCCCCAUCAAGGGCAACACCACCUCCCAGCAAACACCACAGCAUUCAGGAACACUAUACCAGAGUCCGAUUCCCCCUUGGAUUCCUCCUCCUCCAUCGACUCCUGCUCCAGUUGUCCCAGAGAGGAUCAGAAAGAGUGCAAGUUUCAAACAUAUGUGCUGCUCAACAUCUGAAGAAAGAGGUGACCUGAUCCUGACAGCACUGAGACAAGUACUCAGGAAAAGGCAGCUGGGUGCAGAUGGGAGUCAAAUGGGGUCUGACACAGAUGUGCAGUGAUGUCUGCCCUAAUUGUUUUUAUCCGCGCUGUUUAUGAUGCAUUCAUUAAAAAACUGAACUGCU